Molecule: messenger RNA, 1655 nt
Organism: Cheilinus undulatus (humphead wrasse)
Lineage: Eukaryota; Metazoa; Chordata; Actinopteri; Labriformes; Labridae
Gene: tpgs1
Product: tubulin polyglutamylase complex subunit 1
Exons: 2
Coding region: 70-1059 (329 amino acids)
Biological process (GO): protein polyglutamylation
Molecular function (GO): microtubule binding
Source: RefSeq, a predicted model, not a curated record
GUUUCCUGCCAUCCGACUGGUCACAUAUCACUUCCGCUGCCGUUGCUGCGACACGGUACGUCACCAGCAAUGGCGGACAAGGAGAAGCGCCGGUCGGGGGCUACUCCUCCGGGGAUGCCCGAGGGUAAAGCCGCCAAAUCGGACAGCGACAGGGAGUUUCUGACGCAGGCAGGGGUGGGAGAGCUGCUCCGUGGGGCCAUCCUGAAGAUGGUGGAAGCCAGAUCGGACGAUCCCAUCGGUUUCCUUGCGGACCACUUCUGCAACCUUGCAUCCGUGUCAGAGACCGGCACAGCUGGAUGCAGCGAUGGGGAUCAGCUGAACAACGGCCUGGUGAGCGCAGGCGCGCACGAGCAGCAGCAUCUCAACCGGGCUCUGUGGCACCUGCGGCUGGCGCACCACUCCCAAAGAUCUGCCUUUAGUAACAAUGUCCGUGUGGCCUAUGACCUUCUGAACCUGACUGGACCUCUCCGACAAUCAGGAGAGGCCCCUGAAGGCCCUGACGGCCCCUGCAAUGACAGCCCGACUGGAGCAGGAGGAGGAGUGAGAGGAGGCCUCUACACGCAGACUCUGCAGUGUCUGUGCAGCGAGGGUGGCGUCCCCGCCUCCACCUCUGCCCCCCUCCUUCGUCGCCUUCACUGCCAGGACCACGAGGCCGUCCCUUAUGAUAUCUUCCGUCAUGGCGUGCUCACAUGCGCUGUUUUCUCAGACUACAUCCGCCAGGCUCAAAAGCUUUAUGCUGAAGUGUGCUGCCCCGAUGAAAGACCGGCAUCUCGGGCCCUAUGCCUGGCUGUGCUGGGGACCUUGAAGGAAGCCUUGGAGACAUCCCAAGGCUGUGAUACAAACAGUUCUCCUAAUGAUAAUACUAAAACAACAUCCUUUUUGGAGGCUAAUGCAAAGGCAAUACGUUACUUAGAGGCCAGUGCAAAGAUCUCUCCAUACAAGCUAGCACAGGCCAUAGCUGGGGCCCAGACACGGGGCCCUGGUGGUGAUAUGGACGCUAAGGAGUUUGAGAAUGCAGCAGCAGAGCUUUUUAUCACUCGUGUGAAAGUUGUAUCCUAGGUUUAUAUAGCUGACAUAAAUAGAAAUCCAUAUAAUAAUACUUGCACCCUCUUUGACCUCAAAGUUCACAUGGCAGCCAUUUCCCCUUUCCCAUUUAGCUCAAAUUCAGUCAUAAUGUUCUUUCUGUGUCUCUUGAUUGUGUAAACUUUUGUAAUCUGAUGACAUUUAUCCUUUUACCAGAUUGAUAAUCAGCUCUAAAGCCUAUUUAGUGGUAAAAUCUUAAAGGAAAUGUGGUUACAUUGCUAGGUAAAACAACUGAGUUUUCCAUGGAUUAGCUACUAACUGACAAAAGCAAGUGUUAGCAUGCAGAAUGACCAACUAACCAUCAGUAUUUCGCCAAUGUAGAGACCAUACAGUUGGCUAUGAAGCUGCUGAAUUCUUUCAUUAUUCUUUUGAAUGUGUUCAAGGAUAGCAAAGACAUACCUUUCUAGCUUUGAAUGCCAACAAUACCUGAUGUACAAUCACUUACAGAGUUGUCAAAAAUGUGUUUUUGUUUUGUCACAGUGAAGAACUGUUUGAAUCUUCAUGAUUAAAACACAUAUGUCUCUAUACAUAAAGUAGGGAAAUCCAGAGGGAAACAGUGCCUAUAAAAAGUA